UAGACUACAUGUCUUUGUUUGCUCUUCUCGGUGUUUCCUGCAACUCGAACCAUACCUCGAAUGCAUGGAUCUGGGUUCACACAUCAAAGUUCGCUCUGGCGCGCGGUGAUCUAGUAUCAUUCACAUUUCUGUCUUGCCGCGAACUUCAAUAUGCUUUUCACAUCAUUUACUAUUCUCGGGCUAUGCUGGCUGGUGGGAGCUAGACUGGCCUCCGCAGUGCCACAAGUCUUUUACUCCGGAGACUAUACCAGAGACCAACAUAUACUGCUUUCUUCUGACAAAGCGCGCUCUCCUGCUUACUUCAAGCACUCACUCUGGAAUGACCACCGACAGUCCCAACAGGCGCCUGGUUUUGUUGCGUUUGGUGACUCGUAUAGUGCCGGCAUCGGCACCGGCGUUGAUGGCGUCGAGGACGAAUGCAGGCUAGGAUCUCACGCAUAUCCCGUCUUAAUCUUCACCGACCUGGCCGAAAGCCAAGCCCCAGGAACAGCAACAUUUCAGUUUUUGUCUUGCACCGGGUCUACCACUAGUAAUGUUCUAUCGGGUGGCGAUCACAGCCAGGUCGACAGCUUCAACAAGUCGGUCAACGCUGACUUCGCGGUACUCUCUAUCGGGGGCAACGACCUGGGCUUUUUCUCUGUGAUGAAUGCUUGCAUUUUCCGCUUUUACAGCUUCAACUCUGGCAGUUGCGAGACAGCUCUGCAGUAUGUCACCGAUCAGAUCGAGAGUUCGGACUUCUCGCAGCGGCUGGAGAUGGUCAUUAUGGAAAUACUGGACACAGUGCAGUGGGAGAAGCGGCCGUGGUUCAUCAUCACCGUGACUGGCUAUGCUCGAUUCUUCAGCGUGGAGACCGAUGAGUGCGACAAUUGUACUCUCGGUGUCUGGUGGCAGGGGCCAAAACUCAAGAAGGACGUACGCCAGAGGAUGAACGACAUGGUCGUGGCAGUCAACGAGAAACUGAGGAGUUCCAUCGAAGCCGUCAACUCAAGGUUUACGACCCCAAAGGUUCUGUUCGUCGAUUACGACGCCGAGUUUGAAGGGCAUCGUUUCUGUGAACCGGGCGUCAUGGAACCAGCGUACAACAGGACCGAGACUUGGUUCUUCCUCGUCGGAGGUAAAGACAACAACCCGAACAUGACGGAUCCGACGCCGGCCCCGAAUCGCACGACAGUGAGUACUGAGGGCGGUGCGAGCAGCAAUACCUUGUCUCCGCUGUCACCGCUCGCGGACCCGGAGACAUGCCUGGGCCCGGCCGAGAGAUCGGGAGACUGGGGUUUGCUGGCUCUGUGUUACAUGGCGAGAGCUAAACGCGACUAUCCGUCGCUGCAAUUUGCCGCGGAGGAUGUCAUGAUUCGGAAUUCCAUGUGGUAUGUCCCGACAUCUUAUGGGAAAACCUUCCAUCCAAGGAGCCUCGGCCACGAGGUGAUUAGAGAUGAAAUCUAUAGGAUCUGGUCACGACUGGAUAUGGCAAGGUAGGACUUGCACGCAGUAGUUUGGGGACUGUCACCUGUACAGAACAUACCCGGAAAGAGCAUAUGAAUGGGGGGCAAAGCCUAUUAUUGUCCAUCAGAUGUCAGGUAACACCACUCACUCACUCACUGUGCUUCGUACAAGAUACCAAAAGGCCGCUCUGCC
Messenger RNA from Colletotrichum phormii, 1635 nucleotides. Its product is annotated as SGNH hydrolase-type esterase domain-containing protein. Gene Ontology annotation, biological process: lipid metabolic process. The record is from RefSeq and is a predicted model, not a curated record. NCBI's taxonomy places the organism in Eukaryota, Fungi, Ascomycota, Sordariomycetes, Glomerellales, Glomerellaceae. The coding region runs from base 151 to 1476 and encodes 441 amino acids. The transcript has 3 exons. Gene Ontology annotation, molecular function: hydrolase activity, acting on ester bonds.